AUGGCCGAAAACAAGGAUACCCAACCAUCUUCUUUCAACGACAAAACCUUCAGCGGAGUUGGCAACCUCAUCAAACUUCUCCCAACAGGAACUGUGUUCAUCUUCCAGUUUCUGAACCCUGUAUUGACCAACAAUGGCCGUUGCAGUAUCAUCAACAAGUACAUGACGGGUAUUUUCCUUGCGCUCUUCGGCUUCUCUUGCUGCUUCUCGUGCUUUACCGACAGUUAUAAAGGCCCGGACGGAGUGAUUCAUUAUGGGAUAGUGACGGUAAAGGGUCUCUGGCUGUCUACGAAUGUAGAAGGCGUGGACUUGUCGAAGUACAAGCUGCGGUUUGGGGACUUUGUUCAUGCUUUCUUUCCGUUGAUUGUGUUUGGUGUGGUGGCUCUGUUGGAUCCUAAUACGGUGCAUUGCUUUUAUCCGGCGUUUGAAUCAACGGAGAAGGUGUUGAUGAUGGUGCUGCCGCCGGUAAUUGGUGCUAUUUCGGGCACUGUUUUCGCUUUGUUUCCAUGCAACCGCCAUGGUAUUGGGUGCCCUUAAGCUGGUUCUUCUGAUAACUUUCCAUCACUUUCUUCAUGCUAGCUAAUGUGCUGCUGCUUGCUUGUUGAAUUUCC
Messenger RNA from Carica papaya (papaya), 611 nucleotides. The record is from RefSeq and is a predicted model, not a curated record. Lineage: Eukaryota; Viridiplantae; Streptophyta; Magnoliopsida; Brassicales; Caricaceae.